AUGGGUGGACAUGAUCACGACAACAAGAAUAUGAAACAAAACUCAAACAGUUGUGAAGUGAUUUCAAAGCUGCUUCUUCCGGAAGACUUGAUGUUUCAUAUUUUUACUUUGGUUCCUCCUCACUAUCUAUUUAACUCUGCAAGGUAUGUUUGCAAACAUUGGGCUGCUGCUAUUGCCAGCUCCCGUUUUGCUGAAGCGUGUGAACGCUUCCAUGUACGUUCUAAACUUGGUCUUUACGUUGAAAAUCGCAACUCACACAGUAGUUCUUAUUUCUUGGAAUUUAAAGAUGAUGAGAAUGGCCCAUUUGAAAGGACUGAUUUGGGAACGCCUCAAAAAAUGGGAUAUUUAAUCGGUACUUGUGAUGGCAUAUUGCUGCUUUCGAAUAUGGCUAGACAUAUUGUCGUUGUGAACCCCAUCCUCAAGUGUUGGCUUAGAAUUCCCCGUUUUUCCAUUUCACAACAUCAUAUAGUAGUUGCCUGUCAAUGUACUAUAACACGUGUUCCUCGCACUGCCAAAUUCAAGCUUUUCCAUGCAAAUGUCCUUGUGGUUUUGGGUGUUUCUUGGUAUGUUUUCUAUGUGCUAAGGAUUGGAAUAGAUAACUCAUGGAAAGAGAUAGCUAGAAAACAAGCUCCCCUUCAUUGUAGUUUUUCGGGGAAACCACUUUAUAGUGGAGGCAAUGAUCUUUACUGGAUAACAAGCAAGGAAGUGAUUCUGAUGGAUGUUGACAGAGAAAUUAUUGUACGAGAAUAUCCACUUCCUCUUGAAAUGAUCUUGUAUUAUAGUCCACUUGCGAUACUUUUAUGGAUGGGAGGUCGUCUUUCUUGCACUGCGUAUAAUUAUUCUUAUAUGACAUAUCAAAUCUACAUUUUGGAUUUUGAUUCUAGGAAAUGGUCUCUUUAUGGUGACAUGGGACCUUUUGAUUUCAUGGCUGCUUGUGGUCAUAAUCUUAAUACUGCCAAUGUGGCAUUUCGUUUUUGGAUCAAUAAUCAAAUCAUCUUUCGAGCAGCUCUAAGUCAAAAUCAAAUAGAAAAUGUAAUUCCACGCAUUACAUACAUACAUUUCAGUUACAAUGUGGAGACCAAACAUUUGACAAAGAUCGAGGACAUUGAUGUGGGCGAUUUUGAAGUAUGGCUUCACACUAACAGUCUAGUUUCUUUGCCAAGUACUCUGGCAUAA
Messenger RNA from Lathyrus sativus (Indian pea), 1176 nucleotides. NCBI's taxonomy places the organism in Eukaryota, Viridiplantae, Streptophyta, Magnoliopsida, Fabales, Fabaceae. The record is from the annotation of a GenBank genome assembly.